Fukomys damarensis (Damara mole-rat) is the source of this 10509-nucleotide messenger RNA. RefSeq names its product marker of proliferation Ki-67 (gene Mki67). The transcript is spliced from 14 exons. The coding region runs from base 71 to 9949 and encodes 3292 amino acids. Lineage: Eukaryota; Metazoa; Chordata; Mammalia; Rodentia; Bathyergidae. Gene Ontology annotation, molecular function: protein binding. The record is from RefSeq and is a predicted model, not a curated record. Gene Ontology annotation, cellular component: nucleus; chromosome. Gene Ontology annotation, biological process: regulation of mitotic nuclear division; regulation of chromosome segregation.
GCUUAUGAGUUUGCCUCUGCGAUUGAAAUCUUCCUUCCUACCCGGAUUAGACUAGCAGCUAGUUUAGAAAAUGGGGUCCACGGCACGCCUUGUUACCAUCAAAAGGAGUGGGGUGGACGGCAUCCCCUUUCCUCUGAGCCUUAGCACCUGCUUGUUCGGAAGGGGAAGUGAAUGUGACAUUCGUAUCCAGCUUCCUGUAGUGUCAAAACAACAUUGCAAAAUUGAAAUCAAUAAGCAGGAGGCAAUACUGUAUAAUUUCAGUUCCACAAAUCCAACACAAGUAAAUGGGUCUGCUAUUGAUGAACCUGUACCACUAAGACAUGGGGAUAUAAUAACUAUUAUUGAUAGGUCUUUCAGGUAUGAAAAUGAAAGUCAUCAGAAUAGAAGCAAAUCACCUGAAUUUUCAGCAAAACUAAGUGAACGGAAAUCUACAAGGCGUUCCUCAAGAGCAAGCUUCUCUGCUGACCUUGAUGGGAAAGAUCAAAAUUUCAAGGCCCACUCAAAUAUCACUGAAGGAAGUGCUUCAGGAAGAUCUCGAGUACAUGUCAAGCAACUCAAACGGGACAGUCUUACUUCUGAUGGCUCAAAGGACAGUGUUGCCCAGGAACCACUUAAGGCUCCUUCUUCAGAAAAUUCAAGACAUAGUAGCAGGAAUGCAAGAGAUCCCACCACUGGGGAUCUUAAGGAAAAGUCUAGGGUAACUGUAGUGGGCUGCUAUGGAGAACUGAAUGGUUUUUCUACUACACAGUUUCUUGACAAUAGCAAGAAAAAUGAAUCUCCCUUUAAGAAGCUCUAUCAGUCAAUAAAGGAAGAGCUUUGUGAUGUAAAAUCACAAAGACAAAAUGUUGUGCAGUAUCGUAGAAAAUCAGGAUCACCAACUGCUUACACAAAAGAAAAGGGCAGUGCUAAUUGUACACAGAAAGAGACUCAGAUAUUGAUGUCAUGUAAAUCAAGACCAAAGUCCAAUAGAAUCUCCCACAUUAAUGGUGCUUCUUCACCUGCACCAGAAAUGAGCCAGGCUGAGGAAAGCCAAAAUGAUGCAGAGCCUAUUCAGACUUCUCAAGAAUCUGUAAGUUCGGGUAUUUCUCUCUAUGAGGAGACCGGAAAGACCCCUGUGCAGCAUUCACCACAACAAAGAUCAUCACGGAAACGUAAGAGUGAAGACCUGCAUGUCACUGACAGAGAAGAAUCGAUGAAUCUUGAUAAGAAUGAGGAUGUGUCUUUGAAGAGAAGGCGUGUGUCCUUUGGUGGUCAUCUAAGACCUGAAUUAUUUGAUGAAAACUUGCCUCCUAAUACACCACUCAAAAGAGGAGAAACACCAGCCAAGAGGAGGUCUCUUGGAACUCAUACUCCAGCUGUCCUAAAGAAAAUCAUCAAGGAGCAGCCUCAAUCAUCAGGAAAAGAAGAAUCUUCAGAAGUGAAAGCACAGAAUGCGUGCAUAGAUGCUCUAGUGCCUAGUCCUAGAAUAACUUCCAUAAGGACAGAUGAUCAAAAGGGAAGGUCAAUGAAGGCCUCCGCUGCCUCUAGUGAUGGGAAAUCCCCACAUGAGACAGACAUGCCUAAGAAAGCAGGGAGGAAGAGUGGCCACUUGUCUUCAAAGAGAGCAUCCAUCAGUCGAAGUCAGCAUGACAUUUUACAGAUGAUUUCUUCCAAAAGAAGAAGUGGUGCUUCUGAAGCAAAUCUAAUUGUUGCAAAAUCAUGGGCAGAUGUGGUAAAACUUGGUGCAAAACAAACACAAAUGAAAGCUGUGAAACCUGGCCCUCAAAGGCAGAUGAACAAAAGACAAAGAAGAUCUAAUACUCUAAAGAAGCCUUCCAUCAAUGUUAAUAAUCAGUUUAGCACAGGUCAUGCAAACUCACCUUGUACCAUAGUAAUAGGGAAAGCUCAGAUUGAAAAAGUAAAUUUGCCUGCUCGGCCCUACAGAAUGCUGAACAGCUUUGUUUUCAACCAAAAAAUGGACUAUAAUGAAGAUCUCUCAGGGCUAACUGAAAUGUUUAAGACUCCAGUGAAGGAGAAGCCACAGAUGAGCACAUGUUCUGUCACACUCUCCAAUUCAGACAAUUUGCUUGGAAAAAAGUCUAAAGUAAUUAGUUCAGGAGCAGAAUCUCUGUCCAUCCCUUCAUUGAAUUUAGGAGAAAAUGUGUACUCUAGUGCUCAGAAUGCAGCAGAAGAACCAUCUGAUAAAUGUUUUGCAAGCCCUACAUUAAGAAGGAAGUGUAUAAAGGAAGAUGAAAAGAUAGUAAAAACUCUUAGGAACUUCCAUGAAAUGACUCAUUUUGAGAUGAAAACUCUAGAAUCUACCACAGAGCCUCUAAAGACAGUAUCUAGUACAAAUAAGUUGAGAAGGUCUGUGGAGCUUACAAAAAUGCAGAUGCAACAUAUAGAAAGUAAGAAUGAAAACAAAGGAGAUACUACUGAGAACUUCAUAGGAAAAAACCUGAGGAAGACACCACUUCGAGAAAAGGAAAAAGAGAGGGAGAUGAAUGAUAUUGAAAGAUCUUUAGAGACAUGUAAGGAAAAUAUGGAAUCAAAUGAAAAUUCUAGAAAGAGAACAACUAUGGGGAGGUCAAGAAGUGGGGGAAAGAAGUAUGAACCCACAGGUGACCUGACAGGUCUCAAGAGAACACCAGCAAGAGAACCCACAGAAUAUGUAUCAGGUACCCAAAUGCUUCUGCAGGAAACAAAUUGUGCCAAAGAAUCACCAAAUGCAGCGGGGACAACUACUGAAAUGCCCUGCAAAUCUCCACAGCCAGAACUAAUCCACUCUUCAACAAGGAGGAAGAGACAGCUAAAGACACCUCUGCCAAAAGUGGAUGUGAAAGAAGUGCCUGCACUGAGGAAGCAUUCAAAAAUAUCAGAGGAAUAUACAUACAUAGUAGGUGGUGAUAAAAGUAUGGAAGUGUUUAAGGAAACUUCAGAGCAGAAAUUGGACCCAACAAUAUAUGCAAUAGAAAUGAAGAGGUGGUCAAGAAUGCCUAAAAAAGCCCAAACUCUGGAAGAUCUAGCUGGCAUCAAAGAACUAUUCCAAAUACCGGAACAUUUAGAUGAGCCCAUAUGCGAAUAUAACACUAAAGUACCCUGCAGAUCUCCGCACACAAAAGCAAUGCGUACCCCAAGAAGGAAAAACACAUCGCUCAACACACUCCCGAGGAAAGUGGAUGUAAAAGAAGAUAAAACCAUGCAUAUCCCAAAAGCAACAGAAAACGAUAACAAAGGCAUAAAAGCUUUCAAGGAAUCUGCAAAGCAGACACAGGAUCUAGUAGCAAAUACAUCUGGCAGCAAGAGAUGGCCAAGAACACCUAAGGCAAAGGCUCAUUCCUUAGAAGACCUGACAGGCUUUCAAGAGCUCUUCCAAGUACCAGGCCACACCAAGGACUCAAUUACGGAACGAGAGGACGAGUCAAGACCAGUGGAUACUUCCACAACCUCAAAGAGAUGUUCCCAGACAAGUCCGGGGAAAAUAGAUGGGAAAGAAGAUCUCUCAACACCCAGAAAACUAACACAGUCACCAGGCAGAGCUGUGCACACACCUACAGUACCAAGUCAGAAGAGGAAAAGCAUCAGAGCAUCUAUGCAAAGUCCAAAGCAGAAAUUGGACCCACCAGAAAAUUUAACGGAACUUAAAAGACCAGCACGAACACCUAAGACAAAGCCCCAGCCUCUGGAAGACCUGGCUGGCUUCCAAGAGCUCUUCCAAACACCAAGCCAUGCCAAGAAGAAGAAAGGCAUCAGAGCAUCUGAGCAAACUCAAAAGCAAAAAUUGGACCUGACAGAAAAUUUAACAGAACUUAAAAGACCAGCACGAACACCUAAGACAAAGGCCCAGCCUCUGGAAGACCUGGCUGGCUUCCAAGAGCUCUUCCAAACCCCAAGUCAUUCCAAGGAGAAGAAAGACAUCAGAGCAUCUGUGCCAACUCCAAAGCAGAAAUUGGACCUGACAGAAAAUUUAACGGAACUUAAAAGACCAGCACGAACACCUAAGACAAAGCCCCAGCCUCUGGAAGACCUGGCUGGCUUCCAAGAGCUCUUCCAAACCCCAAGUCAUUCCAAGGAGAAGAAAGACAUCAGAGCAUCUGAGCAAACUCCAAAGCAAAAAUUGGACCUGACAGAAAAUUUAACAGAACUUAAAAGACCAGCACGAACACCUAAGACAAAGCCCCAGCCUCUGGAAGACCUGGCUGGCUUCCAAGAGCUCUUCCAAACACCAAGCCAUGCCAAGGAGAAGAAAGGCAUCAGAGCAUCUGUGCCAACUCCAAAGCAGAAAUUGGACAUGACAGAAAAUUUAAUGGAGCUUAAAAGGCCAGCACGAACACCUAAGACAAAAGCCCAGCCUGUAGAAGACAUGGCUGGCUUCCAAGAGCUCUUCCAAACACCAAGUCAUUCCAAGGAGAAGAAAGACAUCAGAGCAUCUGUGCAAACUCCAAAACAGAAAUUGGACCCAACAGAAAAUUUAAGAGAACUUAGAAGACCAGCACGAACACCUAAGACAAAGGCCCAGCCUCUAGAAGACCUGGCUGGCUUCCAAGAGCUCUUCCAAACACCAAGCCAUGCCAAGGAGAAGAAAGGCAUCAGACCAUCUGUGCAAACUCCAAAGCAGAAAUUGGACCUGACAGAAAAUUUAACAGAACUUAAAAGACCAGCACGAACACCUAAGACAAAGGCCCAGCCUCUAGAAGACUUGGCUGGCUUCCAGGAGCUCUUCCAAACACCAAGCCAUUCCAAGAACUCAGUGACUACAGAAGAAACCCCUAGAACAUCCUUUAUAUCUCUACAACCAAUGCCAGCAUACACUCCAACAACCUCAAAUAGACGUUCUAAAAUAAGUUUAGGGAAAGUAGAUAUUAAAGAACAGCUCCCAUCACAGAAGAAAGUAACACAGUCACCAGGUAAAGCCAUGCAUGCUUCUCUGGUUCCAGUUCAGGAAAAAGGUAUCAGAGCAUCUAUAGAAACUCCAAAGCAGAAACUGGACCAGACAGAAAAUUUAGCUGGACUUGACAGAUGCCUGCGAACACCUAAGACAAAGGCCCAACCCCUCGAAGACCUGUUUGGCUUCCAAGAGCUCUUCCCAACAUCAGGUCAUGGCAAGGACCCCAUGGAUUCUAAGAAAACCACAAAAAUGGUCUGUGGAUCUCCACAACCAGCACCAGUGGACACCCCAACUUCAAAGAGAUGUCGUAAGACAAGUCUGGGGAAAGUGGAUGUAAAAGAAGAGCUCUCAUUAGUGAGAGAGCUGACUCAAAUGUCAGAGCAAACCAUAUACACACUGAAAGUAAAAGUAGGUGGUGGUGACAAAAGUAUCUGCUCUGAUAAAUCUUCAGAGCAGACCCUGGACCCAGCCACAAAUGUAUCUGGCAGCAAAAGACAGCGAAGAGCAACUAAAACAGAGACUCAGCUCCUAGAAGAUCUGACUGGCUUCCAAGAGCUCUUCCAAACUCCAGGUGAUGCCAAGGACCCAGUGACUACUGAUGAAAUGACAAAAAUACCCUGCAUUUCUCCACAACCAGAGCCACUUAGAACACCACUAACCUUAAACAGACGUCCCAGGACAAGUCUGGGGAUAAUGAAUAUGAAAGAAGUGCUCUCAGGCCCCAGGAAACAAACACAGUCACCAGCCAAAUCCUUGCACACAUCUGUAGUACUGGUUCAGGAGGAGAAAGGCAUCAGAGCAUCUGCUGAAACUCCAAACCAGAAACUGGACCCUGCUGAACAUUUACAUGGAUUUGAGAGACAGUCACGAACACUUAAGGAAAAGAUCCAGCCCCUAGAAGCCCUGACUGGCUUCCAAGAGUUCUUUGAAACACCUGAGCGUGUCAAAGACCCAAUAACUCUUGGUGAAACUACAAAAAUGUCCAGUAGAUUUGUACAACCAGGACCACUAAACUCCCCAGCAACCUCAAAGAGACGUCCUAAGAUAAGUCUGGAGAGAGCAGAUAGGAAAGAGAUGUCUCCUUUGAGGAAGUUCAUGCAAACAACAGGGGAAGCCAUGCACACAUCCAAAGUAUUAGAAGUUGAUGACAAAGUUUUUAAGGACUUUGUAGAACAGACACUGCUACCUGUAGCAACAAGCAACAAGAGGCAGCCAAAGAAACGUAAAGAGGAAGUCCCAUUCUCAGAAGGCCUAGCUGGCUUUCAGGAGCUCUUCCAAACAACAGGCCAUACCAAAGACCCCAUAAAUAUUGAUGAAACUACAGAAAUGCCCUGCAUAUCUCUGCGAACAGAAUCAAUGAACACUCCAAGAGUAGUGAGACAGUCCACAAGUCUAGGGAAAAAAAAUGUAAAAGAGCACUCAGUGAUAAAUUUAACACAAAUUGCUGGGAAAAUUGCACACACACGUGAAGAGCCCACAGAUGUUAAAGGAUAUGAAGUGUUUAAAAUAUCCACAAAGCAGAAACUCAACUCAGCAGAAAGUGGUACUGGCAGCAAGAGACUGAGAGGAGAAUCUAAGAAAAACUCUCAACCUCUAGAAGACCUAACUGGCUCCAAAGAGCUCUUCCAAACACCAGAUCACACUGAGGAAUCAAUGAGUGAUGAACGAACUACAAAAACACCUCCCAAAUCACAACCAGAAGCAGUGGACACUCCCAGAAGGAAAAAAGCAUUGCCCAGCACACCCAGAGGGAAAGGGGAUGCAAAAGAACAAGUCAUAUGUACACCAAAAACAAUAGAAAGUGAUUACAAAAACAUUAAGCCUCAUAAGGAAUCUGCAAAGCAGACAGUGGACAUAGUAGCAAAUGUAUCUGGUAGCAGGAGAUGGCCAAGGAUACCUAAGAUAAAGACCCAUGUUCUGGAAGACCUGACUGGCUUUCAAGAGCUCUUCCAAACACCAGACCAUGCCAAAGACCAAAUGACAAUUGAUGAGACUACAAAAAUGCCCUGUACAUCUCUGCAACCAGGACCAAUGUACACUCCAACAACCUCAAAGAGACAUUCUAAAACAAGUCUUGGGAAAAUAGAUGGGAAAGGAGAGCUGUCUUUCAGGAAACAAAUUCAGUCACUAGGUAGAGCUAUGCACACACCUUCAGGAGCAGCUCAGGAGCAGGAAGGCAUCAGAGCAUCCACUGAAAUGCCAAAUCAGAAACUGGACCUGACAGAAAAUUUAACUGGACUUAGGAGACAGUCACAAGCACCUAAAGCAAAGGCCCAGCCUCUGGAAGAUCUGUGUGGUUUCCAAGAACUUUUCCAAACACCAGACCAUGCCAAAAACCGAAUGAAAAAUGAAGAAACUACAAAAAUGCCCUGUACCUCUCUACAACCAGGACCACUGUACAAUUCAACAACUUCAAAGAGACGUUCUAAGACAAGUCUUAAGAAAAUAGAUGGGAAAGAAGAGCUGUCGUCAUUCAGGAGACAAAUACAGUCACCAGGCAGAGCUAUGCACACGCCUUCAGAACUGGUUCAGGAGCAGGAAGGCAUCAGAGCAUCUACGGAAACUCCAAAGCAGAAACUGGACCUGACAGAAAGUUUAACUGGACUUAAGAGACCGUUACGAACACCUAAGGCAAGGGCUCAGCCUCUAGAAGAUCUCUCUGGCUUCCAAGAGCUCUUCCAAACACCAAGCCAUGCCAAGGACCUGCUGAUUGGAGAGAAACCCCCCCAAACACUCUGCAGAUCUCAGUCAACACCAGUGGGCACUCUAACAACCUCAAAGAGAAGUCCUAAAACAAGUAUUGGAAAAAUGGAUGUGAAAGCAGAGGUUUCAAUGGCGAGAAAACAUACAUUGAGGGGUACCAUGCAUGCACACAAAGAAGCCCUAGAUGGUAAAGGUAAGGAAGUGUUUAAGGAAUCUGCCAAGCGAAAAGUGGACGAAGCAGAAAAUGUAACUGGCAGCAAGAGACUGCGGAGAGCACCCAAGAAAAAGGACCAAUCCCUAGAUGACCUGGGUGGCUUGCAAGAGUUCUUACAAAUGCGAGGACAUGUUGAAGAAUCUAUGAGUGAUGAAAAGGCCACAAUACAGCCCUACAUAUCUCCACAAUCUGAAUCAAUCAGAACUCAAACAAACACACAGAGAGGCCCCAGGACAAGAGUCAGAAAAGUGAAUGCAAAGGAAGAUUCCUCAGCAGCACAAAAGCCAACACGGAUGUCAAGGACCACUAUUCACACCUCUAACGUACCAAAAAAUGACAAAGACAUUGAACCACUGAAGGAACUUGAAAAGAAAAUAGUGGACCUUGCUGCAGGUAUAAGUGGCAGCAGGAGAUGGACAAGAGCAGCUAAGGCAAAAGCUCAGUCCUUACAAGACCAGACUGGCUCCAUAGAACUAAGCCAAACAUUAAACCACACUGAGGAAUCAGCGAGGGAUAAAAAAACCACAAAAAUGCCCUGCAAAUCCCCCCAAGAACCAGAGGACACUUCAGCAACCUCAAAGAGACGACCCAGGACAAGAUUUGGGAAUGUAGACAUGACAGAAGAGCUUUCAACACAGAGAAAACAAACAGGAACAACAGAGGAGACCAUGAACACACAUAAAGAACCUACAGAUGAUAGUAAAAGUAUCAAAGGGUUUAAGGAGUCAACUAAACGAAAACUGGACCCAGAAGAAAAUGUAACUGUCAGCAAGAGGCUGCGAGGGACACAUAAGGAAAAGACCCAACUGCUGGAAGAUCUGGCUAGCUCUAAAGAACUAAUCCCCAAACCACCUUACACUGAGGAAUCAUUGAGGGAUAAAAAAACUACAAAAAUGCCCUGCAAAUCUUUACAACCAGUGCUAGCGGACAGUCCAACAAGCACAGAGAGACAACUCAGGCCAAGACUUAGGAAUGUGAAUGUAAGAGAAGGACUCUUGGCUAUGAGGAAGCCAACACGAAUGUCAAGGGCCACCACCCACACUUCCAAAGUGCCAGAAGGUGAUGACAAAGAUAUCAAAACUUUUAAGGAAUCUUCAGAACAGACACUAGACCCAGCCACUAGGGCAACAAGCAGCAGUAGGUACUCAAGAGCAUCUAAGGCAAAGUCUCAAGUGCAAGACCUACCUACCCCUAAGGAAAUAAGCCAAACCCCAGACCAUACUGAAGAACAAAUAAAUGAUGUUCAUAGCCUGAAGAGUACUCUACAGAAAACACCUGACAGCAUAAAACCUCUGAAAAUACUUAGAAGAGUUAUUAGGGUCCCCAAAGAAAAAGCCAUAGAUUUGAUGGAUACCAAAGACCCUGCAGUAUCGCAAAGCAAAAGUAACGUAUCAUUGGCCCCAAAGUGGAAAUCCAGCCAAGAUAGAAGUAUCUCAAGAACCAGGGGCUGUGUUACUAUACCACAGGACACAAUAGAGAAGAAUCUGGUCCACAAUAAACAGAGGACUACUCCUAGGGAGAGAUACAAAUGCCCUGAUCCCUUGAACAUAAUGAAGAAACGUGCGAGAGUUGUUAUAAACAGAAUUGAAUCUGUAGAAGAACAGAACAACAAUAUGAAAUCUAUCCAAAAAAGCCAGACAGUACAAGACUCGAGUGCUCCAAAUAAGGGAAUGUCUUUGCGCUCCAGAAACCAUGAUAAAGGUGGCGUAAACCAGCAAAGACUUGAAAUUCCUGUAUCAGAAGAGGCCAAAAUAAAGAGACCUGAAAAGAAGGCCAUGAAGACAUCUGAAGAGACAGAGCAACAACAGAACCCACAUGAUGGAGCUGGGAAACCUACAUCUAAGGGCAAGGUUAGUGGAAACAGGAUAUGCUUGAGAUCUGGAAGGCAAAAUAAGAACUCCCAGCUUCAUACAGCAGAGAAGGAAACGAUGGAAAUCCUUGUGAAGAAUCAGAAAGAAAAGGAAGUAACCAAAAAUUCAGACCCUGUAAAUUUGAGAUCCAGAAGGGCUAAAAUUCAGCCAGAAGGAAACACUUUGGAGAGUGACUCUGAGCAGAGAAUAACUGGAGGUGCCAAGAGAUGUGCAGAAAAUCCAAAGAAGGAUGAAGACAUCAAGGAUACUAAGAAAAUAAGAACCCGAAGUCAUCGGAAUAGUGAAGAUAUUUAGCAAAUAAAUUUAAGGGAGAAAAAUAUAUAAUAUUUAGACGUAAGUUCUAGUUUAAUUUUCACCAUCAAUGUAAAGUGAACUCUGUAAAUAAUUGUAUCUGUGUAUUUAAGGGAAGAAAACCUAGAAUCUUUUAGCUUUGCAUCUUGGUGAUAACCACCAUCUUGUCUGCCAGGUGACUCUGUCUUGCUUUCCAAACCCUACUCCAUAAAAUCCUGAAGAUAGCUGAGCAUCUGGUGCCAGGCACGGAUGCCUGGACUGUUUCUUAACUGCCCUCUGAUGUGUUAAUAGUCUUUGAGAGAGCCCACAUACAUACAUUUGUCUAGCAUAGCAUAUAAGCCCCUUCCUUGUGUCUCUGAAUCUAGGAAUCCUGUGUUGCUGCUUACCGAGACAGGCUUCUGUCCCUUGUCUAUCAAGCUCUUAAUAAAUUGCAUUCUUUGUUAAAAAAAUAAAAGAAUUUUCUGAAUUGUCUUUAAAAGCCAUGCUGGGGGUUCUGGAGUUCUAAUUUCAAUGUUUGGUAGUAGACUGGCAAAGGCAUACUCUUCUGUGUUGGAGAAUAAAGC